UGAAGCAUGGAGAUAUGGGAUCCCAAAACCAGCCAUUUAUAGGGGCUGACUGGGAUCUCAUAGAAGGGGGUGUUGUGAAGCAUGGAGAUAUGAGAUCCCAGAAUCAGCCACAAAGGGGAGACUCUGACAGAACAACAGCUAAAUAAGGGAACAUUGUGAUAUUAUAACCUGUGAUUUAGGAUCAGAUUAUGCCAUAACCUAAUGAAUGAGUGUGAACUAACCAAGUGUCUAUUCUUACAUUCUUUAAUGUUGAAACAGUGUAGGAGUCAGAAGAGCAGCUCACUGUGAAAAGUGAUAUUUUUGACAGAUUUGACUAAAAAGAGGAACUUAUGCUUUAUGAAAUGGGAAUGCUUUUAACAGUUUUGAUUACUAUGAAACUGAGGUGUUUUAGAAAGAGUUUUGACUACUGUUAUGAGGUGAGAAGUCACGAGUUAAGUGAACUCAGAAUAGAUUGGGAUUUUUUAAUAAGUCUGUACACAUUGUCCAAAAGAUUGCACAAUGGGAUGCCAGCGACAGUUAGAGGCUGACAUCCGCUUUUCCAUUUCCUGAUCAGGAACCUGUGCUGAGUUGCAGACAGGAGAGAUCAGGGGGGGCAAGAUGGGCUGUCUGGACAGUCCAAAACAGACAGUUUCAGUUCCUUAAAAGUGGGGGUGAUCAUGCGGUCAGUGUAUGGGGCAAGUGUGCGAGUUGGGAGGGGGUAGAGAUGAAGUUAUUGCUCAAGUUAAUUUAGUAUGAGAUCAUGGAGUCAUGGCAUAUGCAUAAGGUUCAGUAAACUAUAAAUUGCAUCUGAUCGAGACGCAAGUUGGGAGAUUGUUGCGGGUAUCUGCCUGGGUGCAAUCCAGACAUCAGUCUGAGCACAGGGGAUGAUUACCACGUAACUCGGACAGGGAAUUCAACAUGAUCUGCAAAGGAAUAACUGUUCUGAUGGAAUUAUGGACCAAAGUACUGCGUUUCCUGCAGUGUUGGAGGAUUACUGAACUGUGAUCUGGAAAUAAUGCUGUCUGAAGGAACAUUACUGAACUCUAUUUUCCAUGUGAGGAAUACUGGACCAAACAACAAAAAUGGAUAUAUGCAGAUCUAAAUCUGGUCGGACCCCCGUCCACUUCCCCCUGGGCCCCGGCGGGUCUCAGGUGAGCAGCCGGGUGUGGCCACACCGUGACUGCUCUCCCUCCAAAUUAUGUAAUCUGGGUGAAUAUUACUUCUCUUUUAUGAAAGCAUAGUUCCACUAAUGAGUCGUGUUAAACAAUUGAAAGAAUAGUGAUGUUUGAUUAACUGUCUGAUGAUUUAUUGGCUAUGCUUUUGCCCUGCUAAAAUAUAUUAAUAAAGCAUUAUUCUGCAAUUAAAGACAACAAAUUGCAAGUGCUAUUUUUAUCCCUGAAUGAAUACUUAUACAUCUAGCUCUGGAUGUAAAAAGUCAGAUUACUGCGUGCAUAACAAUAGCAAGGUUCUGAAAGGUUACCUAAUCAUAGGGGUCAGGUUGGCCCAGUAUAAACAUAUCCUAGAGGUUGUCUAUAUGUCCAUAACCUCUGAAUUAACCUAGCAACUUACCAAGUGCCAGAUCUAUGAGAGGAAAAGCUGCCGUUAACAGGUGUGUCUGGUGGUUAAAUUUAACUAUACCGAAGUGGCUACUCGGUUAAAUUAAUUAUCAGAGGAAGCAGGGAUAGGCAUCUGGAUGAAGGCAGUGAGACAGCUAGGCGAAUUUUCCUCGUCAACCAGCUUAACAGUUCUGCAGCAUCCCUCUGAGUAAGACCUCAGGGGGCAGUAGGACCGGACCCGAAGGAUGGAGAGCUGGUCCGGUGAUUCCCUAACAGCUGAGUAAGUUAAUCAGGGGGUCACUGGCCCUGAGGAUCAACAAUUGGCGCCCGAACAGGUUUUUUACCGACAGGUGAAUCCCUGGUCCGUCAGGUGUGUGCCCUAAGACCCGAGGGGAAAGCUGAGGUGGGGACUGUAGAUGUCCGCCUUGGCAGGAGAGAGCGGUGAAGACUGAGGUCUGAUAGGACAGACUUCUCCCUGUCUGAGAGUGUCACUCAGACAGGUCGGAGAACGUUGCACUCAGAAUCACUGGAAAAGUUUUUGUUUUCUGUUUCCUUCUCAGGAUUAUAACGGUGGAUUGUAAUCUGAUGGAAGGAUUGUAUUUUUUCCAAGAAAGGAAAAGUAUGGUGAGCGGCUGAGUAGAAGGAUUUCAGUUUCACCAGAUCUGCAGAAGAGGUGUAGGAAGCACCGCAGGAGUGUGGAGGUUACGUGAGUCGUGAGGGUCGGGGAGGACCGAGCCCGAGACGUCGUCACGGAGUAGCCGAACUUAGUUUGCCCUUCAUCCUGACUCUAUGCGCUACGAGCGGCUUUGAAGGGGCAGACAACUCAGCAAAGACGAACAAAAGUGGAUAAUAAGGAUGGAGAGCGGGAUUUGAAUAUCCCGUCUCUGAGUUCUCCUCCACCGCCUGCUGUGGCUGCGGAAGAUGCGGUGCUGGAGGCAGGGGGAGGACGUGAGCGUGCAGGCUGCAGAGUUUACUAGUCUUUGGGGCCACUCAGCCCAACUAAGAGGAAGCAGCGACUGAGAAGCGGCAGAAGGGGGGUGAAGAUGAGAAUGCAGCCACGUCCCAGUCGCUGAGAAUUUCUCCAGGGGUAGUACCUGAGCAGGAGUUUCAGGUACUUAUUCAUGGGGAUGGAAUUCUUGGGACCUGGUUGUGAGACAGUUCGUUGAGGCGGCGAUCCCCAAAGAAGAGAGAUUUGGGGUGAAGAAGGCAGUUACUGACAACUGUCAGCGAGAGAGACAGAUGAGGAAAUGACAGUUACUGGACAUGCUGCAUCGCGGGGCAGAGCUCAGAUGCAGAUGGGGAAGUAAGGCCAAAAAUAGAGUAGGCCACUUCAGCUGCAAGAACCCUGGCUGCAGAGCAUGGUAGCUGUCACUGACUCAGUGAUUGGAACACCAGAGAGCCCACAUGGGAUCGGAGGGCUUACUGAUUGGGGAAUUAUAAAGUGGAUUGUUUUGUUCAAAUGAGAAGAAUCGUCUUUGUUGAGAUUGAGAAGUGGGACGAGAUUCCAAGAGGAAAGGAGGUCCCAGUGGGGUACGUGGAGGAGGUUGUGAAGGCUGUCCAUGAGAAUACCGGACAUGCUGGCAUCGCUCCAACACGGAGAGAGCUGGAGAGGCACCGUCUUUGGAUUUCUGAGAGCGGAAUACGCCGUGUCCUGCAGAACUGUGAGGUGUGUGGAUUACGACACUGGACGCAGAGGACAGCGGGUAGGAGGGCUCAUUAUGAAGCACCGUCCCAAGUGACUGGGAAAAGAAAAGAGUUGAGACAGUAAUGGAGUACUGUUGAAGAAAAGGAGUCCAGGGCGGGGAGCAGCUGAAGCCAGUUCGAGAUUAGGAGAACCAGGAACGGGAAAAUGGCUAUGAGCACGCUGAAUCUUCCACCCUUCAUCUCUGUGGCAGCGGUGAAGGGUGUUGUUGUUUUAAGAAGAGCCACAACUGGGCUGUGGAGUGGCACAGCUCUUAAGAAACUGAAGACAGUGCAGAAAAAGGAACGCAGGAGGCGCCUGGCAGGGCCUCUGAUGGGCCAAGCAGAGUGAGAUCAGCAAGGAGGAGACCGCUGACUCCAUGGAUUAUCCUACGCUCAGUGGGGUGAAGGUACUGAAGGUGAGCUCCAGAAAAGGGGCGAAGAAGGAUGUACAAGUUUUUUCCAUGCUGGAUGUAUCCAAGAGGAGGCAGAAACCUGCAUUCAGAAAGUGGAUUAGAAAGUGACUGCAGAAGUUGAAACCGGGUGGAGCUGGGGAGCUGAGUAUCAGCGAGCUGUACCUGGGUAACCACGAUCGAAUGGGAGACCUUUUUUGAAGGUUCCUACCUGAAGGAUUUAUUUGGACUGACCAAGAAGGAUUUCGGAUAUCGGUACAACGCCUGUGGGUGCUGAACUCCCCGUAGCUGAAUAUGGUGUGAGGGAGGCGCCCCAGAAGAAAUACAAAGGCCUAAAAUAACAGGCUGACCUGUAUGCUUGCUCGCUGCUGAACAUUUAGUUAAACUAAUAAUCAACCACUGUGUUAUCCCCAAGUUUUGGGUUGCCUUUAUCAGAAAGAAGGAAAGAAAUGUCUGUUUCUGGAUCCCAAGAAGGGGGUGUUGUGAAGCAUGGAGAUAUGGGAUCCCAAAACCAGCCAUUUAUAGGGGCUGACUGGGAUCUCAUAGAAGGGGGUGUUGUGAAGCAUGGAGAUAUGAGAUCCCAGAAUCAGCCACAAAGGGGAGACUCUGACAGAACAACAGCUAAAUAAGGGAACAUUGUGAUAUUAUAACCUGUGAUUUAGGAUCAGAUUAUGCCAUAACCUAAUGAAUGAGUGUGAACUAACCAAGUGUCUAUUCUUACAUUCUUUAAUGUUGAAACAGUGUAGGAGUCAGAAGAGCAGCUCACUGUGAAAAGUGAUGUUUUUGACAGAUUUGACUAAAAAGAGGAACUUAUGCUUUAUGAAAUGGGAAUGCUUUUAACAGUUUUGAUUACUAUGAAACUGAGGUGUUUUAGAAAGAGUUUUGACUACUGUUAUGAGGUGAGAAGUCACGAGUUAAGUGAACUCAGAAUAGAUUGGGAUUUUUUAAUAAGUCUGUACACAUUGUCCAAAAGAUUGCACAAUGGGAUGCCAGCGACAGUUAGAGGCUGACAUCCGCUUUUCCAUUUCCUGAUCAGGAACCUGUGCUGAGUUGCAGACAGGAGAGAUCAGGGGGGGCAAGAUGGGCUGUCUGGACAGUCCAAAACAGACAGUUUCAGUUCCUUAAAAGUGGGGGUGAUCAUGCGGUCAGUGUAUGGGGCAAGUGUGCGAGUUGGGAGGGGGUAGAGAUGAAGUUAUUGCUCAAGUUAAUUUAGUAUGAGAUCAUGGAGUCAUGGCAUAUGCAUAAGGUUCAGUAAACUAUAAAUUGCAUCUGAUCGAGAUGCAAGUUGGGAGAUUGUUGCGGGUAUCUGCCUGGGUGCAAUCCAGACAUCAGUCUGAGCACAGGGGAUGAUUACCACGUAACUCGGACAGGGAAUUCAACAUGAUCUGCAAAGGAAUAACUGUUCUGAUGGAAUUAUGGACCAAAGUACUGCGUUUCCUGCAGUGUUGGAGGAUUACUGAACUGUGAUCUGGAAAUAAUGCUAUCUGAAGGAACAUUACUGAACUCUAUUUUCCAUGUGAGGAAUACUGGACCAAACAACAAAAAUGGAUAUAUGCAGAUCUAAAUCUGGUCGGACCCCCGUCCACUUCCCCCUGGGCCCCGGCGGGUCUCAGGUGAGCAGCCGGGUGUGGCCACACCGUGACUGCUCUCCCUCCAAAUUAUGUAAUCUGGGUGAAUAUUACUUCUCUUUUAUGAAAGCAUAGUUCCACUAAUGAGUCGUGUUAAACAAUUGAAAGAAUAGUGAUGUUUGAUUAACUGUCUGAUGAUUUAUUGGCUAUGCUUUUGCCCUGCUAAAAUAUAUUAAUAAAGCAUUAUUCUGCAAUUAAAGACAACAAAUUGCAAGUGCUAUUUUUAUCCCUGAAUGAAUACUUAUACAUCUAGCUCUGGAUGUAAAAAGUCAGAUUACUGCGUACAUAACAAUAGCAAGGUUCUGAAAGGUUACCUAAUCAUAGGGGUCAGGUUGGCCCAGUAUAAACAUAUCCUAGAGGUUGUCUAUAUGUCCAUAACCUCUGAAUUAACCUAGCAACUUACCAAGUGCCAGAUCUAUGAGAGGAAAAGCUGCCGUUAACAGGUGUGUCUGGUGGUUAAAUUUAACUAUACCGAAGUGGCUACUCGGUUAAAUUAAUUAUCAGAGGAAGCAGGGAUAGGCAUCUGGAUGAAGGCAGUGAGACAGCUAGGCGAAUUUUCCUCGUCAACCAGCUUAACAGUUCUGCAGCAUCCCUCUGAGUAAGACCUCAGGGGGCAGUAGGACCGGACCCGAAGGAUGGAGAGCUGGUCCGGUGAUUCCCUAACAGCUGAGUAAGUUAAUCAGGGGGUCACUGGCCCUGAGGAUCAACAAUUGGCGCCCGAACAGGUUUUUUACCGACAGGUGAAUCCCUGGUCCGUCAGGUGUGUGCCCUAAGACCCGAGGGGAAAGCUGAGGUGGGGACUGUAGAUGUCCGCCUUGGCAGGAGAGAGCGGUGAAGACUGAGGUCUGAUAGGACAGACUUCUCCCUGUCUGAGAGUGUCACUCAGACAGGUCGGAGAACGUUGCACUCAGAAUCACUGGAAAAGUUUUUGUUUUCUGUUUCCUUCUCAGGAUUAUAACGGUGGAUUGUAAUCUGAUGGAAGGAUUGUAUUUUUUCCAAGAAAGGAAAAGUAUGGUGAGCGGCUGAGUAGAAGGAUUUCAGUUUCACCAGAUCUGCAGAAGAGGUGUAGGAAGCACCGCAGGAGUGUGGAGGUUACGUGAGUCGUGAGGGUCGGGGAGGACCGAGCCCGAGACGUCGUCACGGAGUAGCCGAACUUAGUUUGCCCUUCAUCCUGACUCUAUGCGCUACGAGCGGCUUUGAAGGGGCAGACAACUCAGCAAAGACGAACAAAAGUGGAUAAUAAGGAUGGAGAGCGGGAUUUGAAUAUCCCGUCUCUGAGUUCUCCUCCACCGCCUGCUGUGGCUGCGGAAGAUGCGGUGCUGGAGGCAGGGGGAGGACGUGAGGAUCAACACCCCUGCUCUGUAGAGACUUCUCCUGAGUAGAGUUGUUCUCACCGGCCCAGAAGUACCAGCUGUUGGUUUACCAUGCCGAUUCCAUCUUCCAUGAUAAGGAAUACCGCAAUGCUGCCUGCAAAUACAGUAUGGCUCUGCAACAGAAGAAGGUGCUCAGCAAAACAUCUAAAGUUCGUACCUCUACUGGUGGAGCUGCAUCUAACAUACAGGCACAGAGUUUGCCGUCUGAAAUUGAGGUAAAGUACAAGAUAGCAGAAUGCUACACCAUUUUGAAACUGGAUAAAGAUGCCAUUGCGGUGCUUGAUGGGAUUCCAUCCAGACAAAGGACUCCAAAGAUCAACAUGAUGCUAGCUAACCUGUACAGGAAGGCUGGUCAGGAACGUUCUGCUGUGACAAGCUACAAAGAGGUGCUCAGACAGUGUCCCCUCGCCUUAGACGCAAUAAUUGGUCUUCUCUCUCUGUCAGUUAAAGGAGCUGAAGUGGCAUCCAUGACUGUGGAUGUGAUCCAGAGCAUCCCCAACUUGGACUGGCUCUCUGUUUGGAUCAAAGCCUACGCCUUCAUACAUGCAGGGGACAAUCAGCGAGCUAUCAACACCAUUUGCUCUUUGGAGAAGAAAUCUCUCUUGCGGGACAACGUGGACCUCCUGGUGAGCCUGGCAGAUGUUUACUUCAGGGCAGGUGACACCAAAAAUGCAAUUCUUAAAUUUGAACAAGCCCAGAUGCUGGAUCCGUAUCUUAUUAAAGGAAUGGAUGUGUAUGGCUAUCUGAUGGCCCGUGAGGGACACCUGGAGGAUGUUGAAGUAUUGGGUGGAAGAUUAUUUAACAUAUCAGACCAGCAUGCGGAACCCUGGGUGAUCUCUGGUUGCCACAGUUUUUACAGCAAGCGCUACUCCAGGGCCCUCUACCUGGGAGCCAAAGCCAUCCAACUGAACAGCAACAGUGUGCAGGCUCUGCUCCUGAAGGGGGCCGCUCUGAGAAACAUGGGCCGAGUUCAGGAGGCCAUCAUCCAUUUCAGAGAGGCCAUGCGCUUGGCACCCUGCCGGCUCGACUGCUAUGAAGGUCUAAUCGAUUGUUACCUGGCAUCCAAUGGGAUUCGAGAGGCUAUGGGAAUGGCAAACAACAUCUAUAAGACUCUGGGGGCCAAUGCACAGACUCUGACCAUCCUCGCCACAGUGUGCCUGGAAGACCCGGUGACUCAGGAGAAAGCCAAAACCCUGCUGGACAAAGCACUGGCCCAGAGACCCGACUACACCAAGGCUGUGGUCAAAAAGGCGGAACUGCUCAGCCGAGAACAGAAAUAUGAAGAAGGGAUCGCUCUCCUGAGGAACGCCUUGGCCAAUCAGAGUGACUGCUUACUGCACAGGAUGUUGGGAGAUUUUCUGGUGGCAGUUAAUGAUUACCAAGAAGCCAUGGACCAGUACAGUAUAGCUUUAAGCCUGGAUCCCAAUGACCAGAAGUCUUUAGAAGGCAUGCAGAAGAUGGAGAAGGAGGAGAGCCCUUCAGACGCCACUGUGGAGCUGGAUGGUGACGACAUGGAAGGCAGCGGAGAGGACGGAGAUCUCGAGGGCAGUGACAAUGAAGCAGCUCAGUGGGCGGAUCAGGAGCAGUGGUUUGGUAUGCAGUGACCCUGGGCCUCUGAGGGAGGCUCAGUCAGCACCACCUUCUAGCUCUGCAGCCCACAGGAAGCCUUCAGCUGUCAGACCGGACGGUGCAGCCUCUGGAGGUUGUACUGUUGUUCCCUCCUCACACGAUCACAGACGUCAACACCAAGUGACCGAUGUUGCCAACUUUAAAGACAAUGCAGCUUCGACAUGGAGCAUAGAAAUGAAUGUUUGCACCGUUGGAUGAACUGAUGCUUGAUUUUUUUUUUUUUGUAGUCCAGCUUACAGGAGGACUGCAGUGAUUUUAUUAAAGUGCAGAUUAAUGGAGAACUCCAGCCAUUUUUGAUUUGAUUUGAGGUCACUUCAGCUUUAUUUACUUGUUUUCACAGCUCUCCAGCACAGUCUUAUAAAACCAAGGGGCGCUCAACCCCAGAAAAACAAAAUGACACCUUUAUUUCUCACUGUGGUGACAAGUGUUGGCACAGUUCUCUUACUGCCUUGGCUAUUUUCUAAUUGGCUGCUGGACAGUACAAAAUACAACUGAAUAUUGAACUAUUCACAGUGAGCGUCCUUGUUUUUGUGAGCUUUCUGCACUGAGCUGAGAGCUGUUCUCAGGCAAAGUGGAUGCAAGAAAAUCAGCACUGAAGCAGUCGAAAUCUGGUCAACAUCAACUGAUGAAAAAUCAAGUUGAGACCAAAAGUGACUGGAGUUCCAUGUGACGUGUUACAGGAGAGGCUGUCAAAGAUUUUUAAUGGUUUUGUUUGAGGCUGACUGACUCAGGUUUCCACAGAGGAGGGGAAGUGUGGAUGUCAUGUGUCACAAUAAAGCUUGUGGAUAUUGCAGAACAUUGUGUCUCUUAAAGGAAAACUGGAAGUCUGAAAGUGUUUCACAUUUCUGCUGCUUUUUAAAAUAUAUUCAUUUCUGUCACCAUGAACUAGUCAUGUAAGGUAUGUUUUUUUAUUGUGUUGUCCAUUGCCACUCUUUACAAAAAAUAUAACUCCUUAAUUGACUCUUUAAGUUGGAAAGUUUUAUCAUUUCAAGAUAAAUGUGUAUAGUAUUUUGUACAUAUUUUAAAUGUAUAAUAAAAUUAUUAAACACUCAAUUGACACAGA
Acanthochromis polyacanthus (spiny chromis) is the source of this 9321-nucleotide messenger RNA. RefSeq names its product anaphase promoting complex subunit 7 (gene anapc7). The record is from RefSeq and is a predicted model, not a curated record. The coding region runs from base 6737 to 8233 and encodes 498 amino acids. NCBI's taxonomy places the organism in Eukaryota, Metazoa, Chordata, Actinopteri, Pomacentridae. The transcript has 11 exons. Gene Ontology annotation, molecular function: protein binding. Gene Ontology annotation, biological process: cell division.